UGGGGUGCUUGCUUCAUCCAAUUCCAGCGUGUAAGACUUCCUUUUGUAUCUACCACUGAAGCAAUGAUGGACCACAACAAACAAUCCAAACCCAAAGGCCAAAGCAGUGUGUGUGUGUGUGUGUUACACACACCAACUCCUCCGCAAAACUCAGCAGCCAAGAGUGGCCAACCAUUGCCGAUAACAAAAUACCCCACCUCCCCUUCUGCCCAAAAUCCCUCCCGCCACGUGUCGCCCCAAUCUCCCGUCCUCAACAACCCCUUCCAAAUUCUUGCUUAUUUCUCCAAAACCCAAACCAAGGAGGGAAAAAUCAACUGUUUUCCCCUUUUCCUUUUCAAGAAUUCUGACUGAUUGCCCAAAAAGGAAGAAUCUUGAAACAAAGAAAGAAGAUUAGUGUUGAAGAAUAUGGCGUCAGCAGCUGCUUCUUUGGGUUCUUCAGCUUUAAUUCAGUCAGUUUCUGGUGGGCUUACAGGUCAAAAGCUCUCUCUUGCAAUCCCCACUUCUCUCACUUCUACAAGGAGAAGAUCUAGAGCUGUAGUUAAGGCAACUGCUCGAGUUGAUAAGUUCUCCAAAAGCGACAUCAUUGUGUCUCCAUCAAUUCUUUCUGCUAAUUUCGCCAAAUUAGGAGAGCAGGUCAAAGCAGUGGAGGUGGCAGGUUGUGAUUGGAUUCACGUUGAUGUGAUGGACGGCCGGUUUGUGCCAAACAUUACAAUCGGCCCCCUCAUAGUAGAUGCUUUGCGCCCUGUCACUGAUCUCCCAUUGGAUGUGCAUUUGAUGAUUGUGGAGCCUGAGCAACGAGUCCCGGACUUCAUAAAGGCUGGAGCUGACAUAGUUAGUGUUCAUUGCGAACUAGCUUCAACCAUUCAUUUGCACCGUACAGUGAAUCAAAUUAAGAGCUUGGGCGCUAAAGCCGGAGUUGUCCUGAACCCCGGGACUCCAUUGAGUACCAUAGAGUAUGUUCUUGAUGUGGUUGAUUUGGUAUUGAUUAUGUCUGUAAAUCCCGGGUUUGGUGGGCAAAGCUUCAUAGAAAGCCAAGUAAAGAAAAUAGUGGAGUUGAGAAGAUUGUGCGCCGAGAAGGGAGUGAACCCAUGGAUUGAGGUAGAUGGUGGAGUUGGUCCGAGUAAUGCAUACAAGGUAAUUGAGGCCGGAGCCAAUGCAUUGGUUGCUGGCUCUGCUGUUUUCGGAGCUCCUGAUUAUGCUGAAGCUAUCAAAGGGAUCAAAACCAGCAAAAGGCCUGUAGCAGUUGCAGCAUAAACUUUGCAUUCCGGAUUUUUAUUUUAGAUGACAUGCGGAAGCAGUUGGAGGGUUGAGACAUUCAAAACCUUGUUACAGAACAAAAUAAGUGCAACAAGAAGAGCGAUCUACAACUGUCCUGGGAGUGUUGUUUGUAGUAUAACUUUCAUGGGAAUUUCAAUUCCUCAUAUUAUUUGGACUUAUAGAAAAACAUGCUACAACACCUACUGUGUUUUUUUCUUCACAAAAUGUAUAUGACGCCAUUGAUUAAAAAUGAGCUCUAGUGUUUCAUAAUCA
Messenger RNA from Salvia miltiorrhiza (redroot sage), 1530 nucleotides. RefSeq names its product ribulose-phosphate 3-epimerase, chloroplastic. Gene Ontology annotation, biological process: pentose-phosphate shunt, non-oxidative branch; pentose-phosphate shunt; carbohydrate metabolic process. The coding region runs from base 406 to 1254 and encodes 282 amino acids. NCBI's taxonomy places the organism in Eukaryota, Viridiplantae, Streptophyta, Magnoliopsida, Lamiales, Lamiaceae. The record is from RefSeq and is a predicted model, not a curated record. Gene Ontology annotation, cellular component: cytosol. The transcript has 10 exons. Gene Ontology annotation, molecular function: metal ion binding; D-ribulose-phosphate 3-epimerase activity.